GCUUGUCGAUGUUGUGUUGAGAAGGUGACAUUUUGUAGUCGGUCGCCUUUGCGCUGCUACACUCUGGCUAAACUACUGUGACAGAAAGAAGAAUAAAGUCACCAUGGCUUCUCUCGGGAGGGCUUUUGGUGUCCUCCGAGGUGGCAUGCAGCUCGCUCGACGAGGGCCACAGAGACUAGUCGUCAGGAGGGCAGGAGGUGGCCCACACAUUGAGCCCCAGUACAGGACACCCCCUCAACUGACAAAGAACCAAGUUUUCCAGUCGGAACUCCUAUCCAGCGCUAUGUGGUUCUGGAUUCUGUGGCACUGCUGGCACGACCCAGACGCUGUGUUGGGUCACUUCCCAUGGCCAGAUUCUUCUGAAUGGACGGAUGAGGAGUUGGGAAUCCCCGCUGACGAUGAUGAGUAACGGUCCUCAUAUUUAUGAAGCUGACUUUCAGAUCCCUCCAUUCCACUCUGUGAUCUGCUGCUCAAGAAUGACCUGAUCGUUGAUCCUGAAGUCAGUGUUGUAAAUAGACUGUAAUGAAAGACUGGUUUCUUAUCGUAACACGGUUCCUUCUUGCAAAACCUGUACACAUGGAUGUGAUGAAAGAAACAGCUGAUGUGCAUAACAUUGUUGACUUAAUAAACAGAUUUAUUUGCCACUUGAAA
Messenger RNA from Alosa sapidissima (American shad), 651 nucleotides. RefSeq names its product NADH:ubiquinone oxidoreductase subunit B2 (gene ndufb2). The coding region runs from base 104 to 409 and encodes 101 amino acids. Gene Ontology annotation, cellular component: mitochondrial inner membrane. The record is from RefSeq and is a predicted model, not a curated record. Lineage: Eukaryota; Metazoa; Chordata; Actinopteri; Clupeiformes; Clupeidae. The transcript is spliced from 4 exons.